AUGACGGACGCCUCUCGCGUGUUUCCUGCUGCUGCCACAGCCCCUGUUGAUCUCUUUGCCUGGACAGACAUUGUGGCGCUUAAUCCGGGGGCCUGGUGGAUCGAGCGAGACAUAUAUGGCACUGUCUCCUCCAUCGACGUGGAAACUCGCGAGACCAUUGCAGAGCAGCGUAAGUCCAGACACGAGCACCCGCAGCAGCAGCAGCAGCAGCAUGUAGCGCAGCAGCAGCCGCAAAAGCAGCGGCCACCGCAGCAGCAGCAGCAGCAGCAGGCACCUGCAGAGGAAGUGCGAAAAUCUCUUCCGGAGGCGAAGCUCGUCACGGAGAUCGAUCCCUCAUUUGAAGACGAUCCCAGCAAGACGCCCCUCGAGCAGCAGCAGCCACAGCAGGAGCACGGUGCCUGGCAGGACAGGACUGCUGCUGCCUCUGCAGCAGCAGAAGCAGCAGCAGCUGCUGCGGCCGUUUCUGCUGCUGCUCAUGCUUCACGUAUUGUUGCUGGUGGAGUUGCUGCUGCAGUGACAGAUAUAGUAAGCGCUCCAUGGACAGAUCUAGAGGCCUCACGCGUUCGAGACCUGGCGCAGAAGGGUAAGCAGCACAGCUAUGCUAGCAACAGCAGCAGCAGCAGCAGCAGCAGCAGCAGCAGAAGCAGCAGCAGCAAAGGGGAGAGUUGUGUCAGCUGCUUUGCAGGAUACCACGUCCAUUGUUCUGCUGCUGCUGCACCUUGGCAGCUGUCCUACUUGUGGUGCAGCGGAGUCCACUCUGUGGGCAGUGAGGCGCUGCAUGCGCUGGGGGCCCUCGAGGCACCCCUGUAUCACUUGAACUGGCCGCAGUACACGAGGUUUGGGGUUACUUCCCCCCUGGAGACACCCCGAGGCCCUCCCCAAGCAGCAGCAGCAGCAGCAGCAGUUAGCAACAGAAGCAGCUACAAGUGUGUCUGCUGCAGCGACAAACUCAAUACACAACUCUGCUGCACUGGCAGCCGCAGCAGCAGCAGGGGCGGCAGCAGCAGCAGAAGAAAGCCACAAAGAGUGGAGACAGCCACAGCAGAGACAGCCGUUACAGACCCAGCAGCAGCAAAGGCUGCAGCAGCAGACACAGCUGCAGCAGUAGCAGCAGAAGCAGUAAUAGCGGCAGUGGUAGCAGCAGCGGCAGUAGCAGCAGCAGCAGCAGUAACAGCAGCAGCAGCAGCAGCGGGCCGCCGCGCUGCGAUAAGAAAGGGGAACACGGCGAACUUCUGGCUGCAGCGGCAGCAGCAAGAGCAGCUGCAGCAGGAGAUACCCUUGCGGCAUCGCCAGCAGCAACAAGCGCAGCAGCAGCAGCAACAGCAGCAGCAGCAGAAUGAAGCAAAGGAUUGCCGGCAUUGCCUUGCCGGCAGCUUUGCUGCUGCUGCUGCUGCUGCUUCCAGACGCUUCAUUGGCGAAGACACUGGGGCGACGAAUAUGGGGCAGCUGCGCAUGUGUCUCAUGCCGGCUGUGGCGUCGGGUCCCAUAAGCAUUGGAGGCGGCAAAGGGCUUCAGUCUGUCUCCGUGGGUGCAACGGUGCCGCUGCAGCUCCCUUUCGGUGCCUCAGCAUUUGCCCGCCUAAAUGCUGAGUUGCCCGUUGACCAGCAGCAGCAGCAGCAGCAGGAGCAGCAAUCGCAAGAGCAGCAACGACAGCUGCAGCAGCAGGAACAGCAACAGCAGCAGCAGCAGCAGCAGCAGAAAGGCGGCGCGACAGUGCCAGAGGAGGAGGGGAAGCAGCUGCUACCCUCGUUUGCAAGCCACCAGAAAGAUUUGCGGCUGCAGCAGCUGCAACAGCUGCAGCAGCAGCUGCAGCAGCAACUGCAGCAGCAGCUGCAGCAGCUGCAGCAGGGCGUAAGCGGCGUGGAGCUGCUCUUGGGUGUACAGACACCUCUUCCUGUUAGUGACGGGGCUCUGAGGUGUCUCGGCACCUUCAGCAAAGGCAAAUCUAAACUUACCUUCGCUGCUUCCCGAGGCAGCAGCGAGUUGGCCGUCAGCACGUGGGGCCUCCGGCUUUUGGGUUUUGCUUCUCGGGCUUGCUGGAGUUUGAAGAGCAGCAAAGCAGCUGUGGAGACAGCUCAUGACUUCGAGAAGGGGGAAGCGUCUGUGCGAGUUGCUGCUGCUGGCCUGACAGGAGCAGCAGGAGACACAGCAGUUCCGACGCUGCUGGGUUUUGAAGUUGCUGCUCGGGGUCCGCUGCUGCUGCGUGCGGGCAGCAGAGCCGAGAGUGAGAAAGCAGCAGCAACAGCAGCAGCAGCUGGUGCUGCUGCUGCGCUUGCUGCGGACGCGGGGAGAACGAAGGCGCAGCAGCAAGCGGGCCCGGAAGACAGCAGCAGCAGCAGCAGCAGCAGCGAAAAAGCAGCUGAUGUGUCUUUAGGCUUUUCUUUGGGCUUCGGCUCCAAGGGCCAGCUGCUGCUGGAGCCGAAGUUUCAUUUAAAGGAAAAGUGA
Eimeria tenella is the source of this 2445-nucleotide messenger RNA. RefSeq lists its product as uncharacterized. The transcript is spliced from 11 exons. NCBI's taxonomy places the organism in Eukaryota, Apicomplexa, Conoidasida, Eucoccidiorida, Eimeriidae. Bases 1 to 2445 code for a protein of 814 amino acids. The record is from RefSeq and is a predicted model, not a curated record.